This is a messenger RNA of Penicillium pulvis, 1185 nucleotides long. RefSeq lists its product as uncharacterized. The record is from RefSeq and is a predicted model, not a curated record. NCBI's taxonomy places the organism in Eukaryota, Fungi, Ascomycota, Eurotiomycetes, Eurotiales, Aspergillaceae. Bases 1 to 1185 code for a protein of 394 amino acids. The transcript is spliced from 2 exons.
AUGGCGGAGGUGGUCGGUACUGCAUCAGCUAUCGCGACCUUCGUGACACUUGCUCUCCAGUCUUCUAUAGUCCUUUACCAAACAGUUCAAAGCCUGCAAUCGCGGGACAAGGUGAUUCGUGAGCUUCGCCAAGAAUUAGAAGCUCUUCAGGGAGUGCUUCAGGCUCUCCAAGAAUCGACCGGUAAUCUCGAUGUCGAUCUCGCAUCGCUUGAACAGCCUCUCAAGCGGUGCAAUAAUGCUUGUGAGGAGUUCAAUACCCUUAUCAGGAGAUGCACCUCACAUUCUACUGAAGACCGAAGUAGUAGAAGAGACUGGGUCAAAUUGAGAUAUAUGGGAGAAGACAUUUCCGGUUUCAAGAACAUGUUGGCGGGGUAUAAAUCAACCAUUUCAAUUGCCCUUGCAUAUGCAAACUUGCGCACAACAAAGACUACGAGGCUUGUACUCGAGGAAUAUAAAGAACUCAUCGAGAAUACAAAAUAUGAUCUAGAAAGUCAUUUGCAUGAUAUCCGGGCACGACUACAAACCGCAUGCUCUCAAGGCUCUGUGGUUUCCGGUGCUGGAACAGCCGAAAUCCAAAUGAUGGAGGAUGAAAAGAACAGCACACAAAAGAGCUUGGAUAUCUGUGAGCAGUUCCUUGGGUUUAUAGACCAGGCUCGACCUAGUCUAUUGGGUGAUGUAGGACAAUCCUCGAGGCCUUUCAGUCAUACGCCUUUGUCUGCGGCUCCUACCCUAUCAUGGUUGAUCAAUGCGGAAGGGCUCAAUUCUGCACAGAAGGAAAUUACGAGUUGGAAACUACGGCUGCUCCAGCAUAUGUAUGGAGUUGGUCAAAAUAUGCAGGGACAACAACGCUACCUGCCUAACGUGGCUGAGGAGCAGACAUCUGCAGAACAAGAUUUCAGGGAAGAAUUAAGCGGUACUGAAGACCUAUUGGCAUUCUGCAAGCAAGCUGAGGAAGAAGCGAAUCGACCCCGAACUCACUACUUUGAGGACAUCAGCACUGGUGACAACAGCCGGCAAGCUAUUGUCACUACCCUCGAAGAUCUUAUAUCUGCGAAGCGCGUGAAGUCUGGCGAUAGCUCAUAUCAGGCGCUUGGCAGAAUGUCGGAUGAGAGUAUACAAUCUUUUUUCCGGGGCGCCGAGCCUGGUGCUAAUGCAAAUGACCAAGCCAAGCAGAAGGGAGAGUAA